Messenger RNA from Melanaphis sacchari, 2415 nucleotides. RefSeq names its product cytosolic carboxypeptidase 6-like. NCBI's taxonomy places the organism in Eukaryota, Metazoa, Arthropoda, Insecta, Hemiptera, Aphididae. Gene Ontology annotation, molecular function: metallocarboxypeptidase activity; zinc ion binding. Gene Ontology annotation, biological process: proteolysis. The transcript has 12 exons. The coding region runs from base 70 to 1752 and encodes 560 amino acids. The record is from RefSeq and is a predicted model, not a curated record.
GUUCGUUUAGUCGUUUUUACGUGUCUGGACUUCAUAGUAACGCACCAAUAGUAUCAGCAAACAACCCAAAUGGCGGAUUACGAAUCUGACAGUGAUGAAGGUGAAGCCGGACUAGGAAAUGUUACAAGAGUAAUCAUGAGACCGGUCGGUCAUAGUGGCAAAGCCAAAAAAGGUCAUUUGUGUUUUGAUGCUUCGUAUGAAACUGGAAAUUUGGGGAGAAUCGAUUUGGUAUGUGAAUACGAAUACGAUCUAUUCAUACGGCCGGACACCUGCAACCCACGGCAUAGACUGUGGUUCAAUUUCGUCGUAGAAAACACAAGACAAGAUCAAAACGUUAUAUUUAACAUCGUAAAUAUCAGCAAUAAAAACAACCUUUUUAAAAAUGGAAUGACUCCUAUAGUGAGAAGUACGAGCCGAAACACGUGGUAUCGUAUACCGAUCUACAGGGUGCACUACCACCGAUCGUUGUACCAUGACAACAACUACGUUCUCAGCAUAUUGUUUUCAUUUGACAAAGACGACGAUAGCUAUCAAUUUUCGUACUCGUAUCCAUAUUCGUACACUCGACAACAAAACUAUUUAUCGCUGAUUGAAAAAAAGAAGCUACCUUACUUCAAACGCGAACUACUAGGACAAUCGAUCCAAAACAAAAGAUUAGACUUGAUUACGAUAACUAAUCCGAAGAAUAUGAAUCCAACUGAAAAAGUCCAUGUCGUUGUAAUAUUAGGAAGAGUGCAUGGGUGCGAGACGCCCAGUUCCUAUGUCUGUCAAGGAAUUAUUGAAUUUUUGAUUAGCAACCAUCCAGCUGUGGUUCGUCUUCGAAAAAAAGUCGUCUUUCAAUUAAUACCAAUGAUGAAUCCCGAUGGAGUAACUUUAGGAAAUUCUAGGACCAAUUUAUUGGGAAUCGACUUGAACAGAGCUUGGCACAAAAUAUCGCAAUGGGUCCAUCCGAUAUUAUACGCCGUUUACAAUCACUUAAUGGAAAUCGAAAAACAUGAGAACAUGGAACUCGAUUUGGUAAUCGACAUGCACGCUCAUUCGUCUCUUCACGGUGUAUUUACUUACGGGAACGCAUACGACGAUGUGUACAGGUACGAAAAACAUAUAUUGUUUCCGAAAUUGUUAUCCCAACAUAUUGAAGGUUACGAACAAUCGCAUUCUAUUUGUAACAGAGAUUUUAAAAAAUGCGGAACGUCGCGGAGGUUUCUAUGUCAAUCACUGAAAGAAAAAGUCAAUUGUUAUACGCUGUUUGUAUCGCAGUACGGCUUCAGUGUUUCUCCAAAAACCAUAAUUCCGUUCACUGAAGAUUCAUUUUACACCAUCGGCCGGUGCGUAGUACUCGCGUGUUCCGACUACUUCAAAUCGACCGGCGUGCUGACGCCGCAGGACGUAGUUGUCAAAUGCGUCAAAAAACGGGAAAGGAAACGGAAAACUGUGUUGUACCGACAGCGCGAGACCCACCCGUCAUUCAAGAGGAAAAUCAAAAAAAAAUCGCUAGCGUUGAAACGGGUGGACAUCAAAGAUACGUUUCGCAGCGCUCUGGCGGACUGCUCGAGGCGCCCGUCCGACGACCUAAACAGGACGAACGCCAUCAGACGGAACAUGCGCUUUGUGAACCCGUCGAAAAUGGUCGACAAUCGGCGGUCAUCGAACGCAGCAGAACGCGAUAACGCCACUGCUCCCCCACACACGUUUUCAAUCAUAAAUGUCAACGACAUCAUACGAGACACGGACGCGUUGCUCAAGUUCUGAUGUGGCAGCUCGCGACAGUGUCUUACGAGUACCUAUACAUCAUAUUUAAUAUUAUUAUACUAUGUAGUAUACUCACUCUAUAUAGAUACGAAAUCUGCAGUGUCGAAUCCUAUAGGAGAAUGGUCGGAGAGGACUUGUUUCAAACGUCCUCACCGAAUUUCCACUGACAUAAGCGUUUUUCGUUUUUUAAGGACACUUAGAUCGUUUUCUUCGUAAUACCUCUGCAGCCCUGCAGGACAUGACUGAAUUUUGAGUGGAGAGGAUAUUAUACAUCUCGAAGUCUAUUUUUAUAUAUAAAUAUCAUAUAGAUAUAGUUUUGAUUGAGUUUAUUGAGUUAAAAAUUAAAACGUUCCUUUUUUCAAUAUUUCCAACAUUUUCCCGUAAAGUUAUAUAAUCUAUGUAAACAAUUAAAAUUUAUUUAAUAAUAAAGACUUGACUAUGAUAUGAUUUAAAAAUACAAACUUAAUAUUUUUCAAAUCAUUAUCAAACAUUCAAACGUUAAGGUCAUUUUAUAUUUUAAUGUUGGUAUUAGUUUCAUAACACGCCUCAACCAACAGAAAUGUUGGAUCCGCUGCUGACUUUAAUGUAAUACUUAUAAAAUAGAUUUUAUACCUUUUAAUAAUAAUGAUUGUAAUUUAUAAUGAUUUUUUCCUUAGCCGUAAA